Messenger RNA from Chenopodium quinoa (quinoa), 1641 nucleotides. Its product is annotated as probable xyloglucan galactosyltransferase GT12. Gene Ontology annotation, molecular function: glycosyltransferase activity. The transcript has 2 exons. The record is from RefSeq and is a predicted model, not a curated record. Lineage: Eukaryota; Viridiplantae; Streptophyta; Magnoliopsida; Caryophyllales; Amaranthaceae. The coding region runs from base 1 to 1641 and encodes 546 amino acids.
AUGAUGUCCCACUUGAUAAUCUCUAGGAAGCCAACAUUAAGCUUAAUGCAAUUCUUCAAAAAUUGUCACAAAAAUCCAUUAUUAUUGCAUAUAGUUAUUGCAACACUUUUAUUGUUGUGCCUUGCAUUGCCUUCCUACUACUACUUCUCGAUCUCAUUCACAUAUGAAAGUACCAUAAUUGUUACCAAUUGCAAUGUUACUUGGCAGACACCGGGAAAAAUCACUCCGAGAGUUGAUCAAGAAGAACCAAGGAAGCGAAAAUUUGAUCAAAAAUCACUAGACAUUCAUGUUAAGCAAGAUCCUUGCUCGGGCCGUUACAUUUACAUGUAUGAUCUUCCUCCAAGGUUCAACCAAAACUUGCUUAAAAAUUGUCACACACUUGUUAAAUGGUAUAAUUUCUGCCCUUAUGUGCAAAAUGACGGUUUAGGCCCUAGAAUUAACAAGAAUAGUUGGUAUCAUACUGACCAGUUUAUGUUAUCUGUGAUAUUUCACAAUAGAAUGAAGCAAUAUGAGUGCUUGACUAGGAAUUCUUCCUUGGCCUCGGCGAUUUAUGCUCCAUUUUACCCUGGCCUAGAGAUAAGUCGAUACCUUUGGAGCGAGGUUAACUCCUCGGUCAAAGAUGCAGCAGCCUUAGAUUUCGUCGUGUGGUUAAAGAAAAAACAUGAGUGGAAUCGAAUGUUUGGUAAAAACCAUUUCUUUGUUGCAGGGAAAAUUAAUUGGGAUUUUAAGAGAACAGGUGAUGGUAACGACGGUUGGGGUAGCAAGCUCUUGAAUUUGCCUGAAGUCAAGAACAUGACAGUACUAACAAUCGAAUCAAGUCCUUAUGAAAGUAAUGAGUUCGCGAUCCCAUAUCCUACCUAUUUCCAUCCCUCAAACAUUAAUGAAGUGUAUAAGUGGCAGAAGAUAGUGAGUAGAAAAAAACGAGCUUACCUCUUCUCGUUUGCUGGGGCCUCGCGCCCCAAUCAGAAACAGUCCAUCAGAGGGGAGUUGAUCAGUCAGUGUAAAGAUGCGCUGAACGAUCGUUGCAACUUAGUUAACUGUAUGCAAAAUAACUAUCAGUGCAACAGUCCAACACAUAUCAUCAAGAUGUUCAUGAAGUCUGUUUUCUGCCUGCAGCCCUCAGGGGAUUCAUACACAAGGCGGUCCACUUUUGAUUCGAUCUUGGCUGGCUGUAUCCCGGUUUUCUUCCACCCUGGAUCAGCUUACAUUCAGUACUUGUGGCAUCUUCCGAAAAAUUACACCAAAUAUUCAGUGUUUAUACCAGAAGAUGGGGUAAAAAAUGGGACUGUCAGAGUUGAAGAGUUGCUGUCACAGAUUUCAGAGGAAGAAGUGUCUUCCAUGAGAAAAGAGGUCAUUAGAUUGAUACCGAGAAUAUUAUAUGCACGGAAAAAAUUAAAUAUGGUAGAAGACGCGUUUGAUGUUGCUGUCACAAAUGUUCUCGAAAGGAUUGAAGAUGCCAGGAGACUAAUUCAAGAAGGAAAAGAACCAAGCAACAAUUCCUCUGGAAAUUUAAGCAGAGAGGAUUUCUCAGAAGUUAGAUCUCGUUUGAGAGGUUUGGAAAUUCAUUAUUUCUCAAUCAGUACUUCUGCAAGUUUUUCUGAACCUUUUGUUUCAGUUUUGCCCUGUGUCUGUCCACCUUAA